AUGAAAACCACUGCGGCAGUGCCUCAGAUAACUGAUACAGCUGCCCGGGCGAACCAGGCAUCGAGGCUAUCAGAUUGCGUACCCAAACAGGCCGACCUGGGCAUCGUGGACACACACGGAGACUAUGAGAACCCCAGAUGCAAUGCCAUUCAUGCUGACCACCAUCCUGGCCCCUACAAUGUUACGUGCAUCAUGGAACAGCAGGCCCCUGCAGAAAACAUCGGCGACUCGGACCAGUUGCUUCCACAUCGUUCGUCGGCCGACCCGGUCCAGGACAGGAUUGACAAGAUGUACCACCAUGCCGAAGAUCUGAAGCGUUCUCAGCACAUCAUGGAGCACCUUGCCGCAGGCUUCAUUCCGAUGAAAGGAGCUACCCAUGUGCCUCGCGAUAAUGUCUCGAAGGCAACUAUGGCAUCGACACGUUCCAUGGAAAACAUGCUGUCACAGGUCAGCAGCACCGGCCUCAAUCGAGAAAAACUAGUGAGCCUGGACAUGGCGAUGACCGAGGACAGAAAGUACACCAGGGCUUAG
This is a messenger RNA of Colletotrichum graminicola M1.001, 531 nucleotides long. RefSeq lists its product as uncharacterized. Bases 1 to 531 code for a protein of 176 amino acids. The transcript has a single exon. The record is from RefSeq and is a predicted model, not a curated record. NCBI's taxonomy places the organism in Eukaryota, Fungi, Ascomycota, Sordariomycetes, Glomerellales, Glomerellaceae.